Molecule: messenger RNA, 1848 nt
Organism: Pseudomassariella vexata
Lineage: Eukaryota; Fungi; Ascomycota; Sordariomycetes; Amphisphaeriales; Pseudomassariaceae
Exons: 3
Coding region: 1-1848 (615 amino acids)
Biological process (GO): 7-methylguanosine mRNA capping; protein dephosphorylation
Molecular function (GO): mRNA guanylyltransferase activity; protein tyrosine/serine/threonine phosphatase activity
Source: RefSeq, a predicted model, not a curated record
AUGGCUGGCCCUCACGAGGCUCAUGAUGCUGCAGCUACAGAUCCGACGCUACUCAAGGAUAACUCCGAGCUGAAGAGCUACCUUGUGGGCGGCUUCGACUACAGAAUUCGAGUCUUCUAUCGGCGUCAUCCUAAGGCCGAUGAACUGCCAACAGAUCCCGCUCCCCUGCCGCUGCUCGUAUUCAUCCAUGGCCUUGGUGGAUCAGUUGCUCAGUUCCAUCCUCUGCUGUGCAGUCUUUCCAACAAUGGAUCCUGCCUGGCCAUCGACCUUCCAGGCUGUGGCCGCUCCGACUUUGCUCCGACGUUGUGGGACGCAUAUACGACCGACGCUCUAGUAAAACUCCUAGAGCACGUGAUAGAAGACUACCGCGAUAAAGAAAACCGUCAAGGUGUCGUUCUCAUCGCCCACAGCAUGGGAACUGCUUUGGCAGCCCGCCUUGCGAACAAACGAGGCCCACACACCACUCCAAUAGCGUCUAAUGUGCUUGGCAUUGUUGGUAUCUGCCCAAUGUCUGGGCCGCUAAGUGAGAAGCAGGUUACCAUUUACCGCCGACUGCUGUGGGUCCCGAGUUGUCUUUUCAACCUGUGGCGAUGGUGGGAUCAACGUGGUGGGCCGGAAAGCGCCAGUGUGAGACGGUUUCUUGGUCCGGAAGCGGAUCCGUUGUCGCGUGAACUUCAAAAUCGAUAUAACAAGCAAAGUCGAACGCCAGUAUUUCGACGUAUGGCAUGGGGCAGCCUGCCUGUCUACAUCAAAGCAAAACCUACCGGUGGGUUGUUCGGAGAAGCAACGUGGGCUGGACUCGAUAUACCCGUCUUUCUCGUUGGAGGCGAAAAGGAUACUAUUCUACCGCCACAGGAGGUCGAUAAGAUUGCCAAGCUCUUGGAAUCGGACGAUGCCUCCCCUGACACCAACGGAACGAGUUCUACGCGAACCAUUGUCGACUCGGCAAUGCCUGUUGUAACGUCAGUGGACCCUCGUGACCACCUUCCAAAGUCAAUCGACACUAUUAGUGACAAGGACUUUGUACGAAAGAACCAGCUGAAGAGUGUCGAGGAGAACUAUGAAGAUCCAUCAACCCCUCGGGAUACUUUGACGCCCCACGAAGCAUUGCCGAUUGUCCCUCCGCAACCUCUACACCCGAGGAAAAUGUUGCGGACUUUAAUUAUGCCAGCUCCUGCGAACCACGCACUGCUAUUCGUACCUAAGACGGUUCGAGUACUCUCGGGUCUCAUGUGCGAUUUCCUCUCGCAGCAUAUUACUGGCCGGUUCGAGCUGGGCUGGCAACUUCAGCACCUAUCGCGGGAGGGAAAGUGGGACGUCAAGAAUCUAGGCAAGUGGAAAAAGGUCCAGCCGGUCUCUGAGCCAAUUGAAGGCAUCUUCCGUGCCAUGAAGACUCUGCGAGAAGUUGAUGAGGAGCAUUCACCUAAGGAGUUAUCCCUCAGAUGGGGCAGUGUCAUCAAGGACGUUCUUGACAUCAGUCAUGACAAUCCGGUGUACGACCCACAAAGGCUCGAGAACAAUGGAAUCAAGUACCACAAGUACCCGACAGUCUCAAAGCUUGUACCCGCCGAUGAAGAGGUGGAGACCUUUAUAAAAAUUAUCGAUCUAAUCCGAGAGGAUCAGACCACGAGGGCUAAAGAAAAUGACUGGCAGGAGUACUACAUCGGUGUUCAUUGCCACUACGGAUUCAACCGCACUGGGUACUUCAUCGUAUGCUACCUGGUCGAGCGGUGCGGCCUUACCGUUGAAAAAGCUAUUGACGUAUUUGCCAAGGCGAGGCCCAAUGGAAUUCGACACGCACAUUUUCUCGACAAGCUCUUUCAGCGAUACUCUGGGUUGAAGGAGUAG